Molecule: messenger RNA, 2662 nt
Organism: Penaeus monodon (black tiger shrimp)
Lineage: Eukaryota; Metazoa; Arthropoda; Malacostraca; Decapoda; Penaeidae
Exons: 5
Coding region: 106-1596 (496 amino acids)
Biological process (GO): protein insertion into membrane; protein targeting to membrane
Molecular function (GO): olfactory receptor binding
Source: RefSeq, a predicted model, not a curated record
UCGAGUUCCAUAGUGCGGGAAAAAAGGAGGCGAGAGAGACGGCGCUUUUGUUUCUCCGCGUCAUCCCGGCUCAUCCGGCUGACAUUAGGUCUUUCUGAAGCAAGGAUGUAUCCUGCGGGGAUAUGGCCCGAGGCGUUCCCUGAGCCGCCCACCCAGCCCGGGGCGCUGUACCUGGUGCCCGUCUACUCCUACUGUCAAACGUCCUGUGUCUCCUCGCAGAACUUCUUCGUGCAGCCUCCGCCCAGCGACGCCCAGGCCUCGGAGGGGCCGCUGGAGAACUCUAGACAAAUAGGUCCUUCUGAUCAGACCAUCUGUGGCUAUGCGUUCGGUCAGCAUGAACAGUCACCUUACCAAGGUUAUCAUGGUGGCAUAAUGUAUCCGGUAUGCCCCACGGCACAUGGGACAUCUCCCAGCUCGCAAGACGCAACGCACUUCGACCAGAGCGGCUGUUCCCUCAGCGACAUAGCAGAUGACAGGCCCGCGUCUACUCUUCAGGGCAGCUUACAGGAUUCCAAUAGCACUGAUGACACCUUCCAGGGACAAAACGACGCGUCUCGCUCUGGGGAAGGCAGUCUCUCUCCCACGGCCACUGGCAGCUCGGCCUCCGCCUCCGAUGUCAUCUCCAUUACUGCAAGUGCCAUUCCCACCGUCACCGUCUCUAAGGCCUCGGUCGCCGCUUCUCCUCCCGGAAUGGGCAGCGCCACCUCCUCCGACGCCUCCGCUGACAGGCCCGUCGAGACCGACACUCUCUCGCCACAGGACUCUGGGGACAAUUCCGGUUUCGGGGUUUAUGGGUCGGACGGCUGCUGGUAUCCCAUCAAGAGGCCACAGAAAAGCAACAACGGCAGUCAAGGAUUCAAUCCCGCUGCCAUUAUAGAAGCACUGCCAACGCUCCCAGUGGAACACCGAAGGAGCCAUUUCGCUAAAUACGCAGACCCGUUCAUGAGGCCGCCGCCUCCUCCUCCAGGCUGCCGCGGGAAACUCCGGAUGCUGCCGCCAGCACGCAGACGUAUGCCCUUGUACAAUCAUUUUCACCGCCUGGACCUUCCAACCGAGACCUUAGGGCGGCCCAUGUUUCUGCAGUCCUGUCGCACCAAAGACCAACCAUGUGUCGAGGACCUGUGGUCUGAGCACAAGAAGCUCUUAUUCCGACACCUCCCAGACGAGUGGCUGUUGAAGGCCGUCCAUCACGUCUUGCAGCUCAGCGGCUGGACCACGUUCAGUGACUACGCCAAAGUCAGGUUUUACUGCAAGGAAUGCCAGGACGGCUGGACCAGUAUGCACGGCAUGGUGACGUUCUCGUACCAGUGGGACAGGAGCCUGAGGCGCGGCGAAAUCGUCUACCAAAUUUCCGGUCAGAAAUGCGCCUCCUGCAGUCCGGGUCGAUUUGAGUACCCGCUGUGGUAUCCCGAAGAAGCCCAGAAGGUCAUCACUAACCUGUACUACAAGAUCGCCGCCGACGUCUACGGGCUGCAAACCCCCAAGUACAUCCGCUCGAGGCGCCCAGGAACCCCCGUGACUCGCCACAACAUAAAUCUGUGCCAGGGAUGCUCGCUGGGGAGUUGCCGAACUGCGCCUGUGGACAACACCAUGUAGCUUUGUCAAAGUACGUUUUCGCAGCUGAGCUCCCCAAGAAACGAGGUCGUGGAACGCUUCAAAAGGAAGAUUUCUUACCAUUAUGAUUUAGUUAUUAUUCCGCUAUGUUUUUUUUUUUUUUUUAGAUAAUUUUAUUAGCAAAACAGAUUAUGUCUGGUUCUUGAUAUUAACUUGGGACACUCUGAAAUCUCGACUAGAUGCUUCUUUGUUUUACAGUGGUUUAUUUUGUUCUGACGAAUAUUACAUCUUAGGCUAAUUGUGUUAUGCAUAUCUGGUUUAUAAAAUGACAUGGUUUUCUAUGGAAAAUACGGGAUAUUAUUUAAUUUAUCUGUGAUGUUAAAAACCGAGGCUAAGCAUUUUUUUCUGACAAUGCUUAAAGGAUGACUUUGUUACGAGGCAGAAAUACUGCUUACAUCGUUAUUCAUAUUCUUUUUUACGGCUUGCUCUAUUUAUUCUCAUUAGUUUCACAUGACUCGUCCAUACAAUAUAUGGACACAAUAUAUAUGACCUAAUAUACAUAUCAUAUCUUCGCUCAUGGAGACUUUCCAUAUAGUUUUGGAAGAUGUGAAAUUUUAUUGUAGCAUAGUGUUCUAUGUUCAUGUUUUUCAUCACACCACACGCUUUGCAUGUAUUUAGCCUGUUUGGAUUUCAGGUUACGUUGGGUUAACAAAGCCUAGAAAAAAAUUAACGCACAUUUAUUUCAUUCCGUGUUUAGCACUUUUCUGAAUUAGAUGUUGUUUUAUGCAUGUCUGAUGGAAAAAUGUCCUAUGAAACUGUUUGUUUUUGAGAGAGAAUGGGGUUUUGGCUAUUGCUCUGCAUGAGAAUAUAAAGAUUUAUUAUAUUUUUAUAAGGAAACAUUACGAAUGAGAUGUAUAAUAUAUAUAUAUGAAGUAUCCCUGUUAUCAAUUUAGUCUAUUUCCUUUGUCAGAAUAUCCAAAUGACUGUGAAUAAUAAGGAAAGCUUUCUCUCUAUCUACAUCUUUAUCUACAUCCACCAGUAUUACUUUUGAUUGCAAAAGACAAGAUAUCAAAUGAAUGAUUAUUUUCCAAUUGAAUAUCAAUCUAGG